UAGGCGGCGCGGGGCAGCCGGCAUGGAGCUCCAGGAGGCGAGGCAGAGCCGGGCGCACUGCUAUCCCGCGUUCACGGCAGUGCAUAUCGCUUCCAGCUGCCGCUCCUUCCAGCUAGUUCCCUGUUCCUAGACGAUCCCCCUCCCCACAACCUCCUCAGGUCCCUCUCUCUAUGGAUUCGUUUCAGUCUGCACAGAUGUUGAGCUUGCCCGCCGAGCUCGGCAGCAACAACUUAGAACUGGCGGAGCUGGCGGAGCCGGAAGAACGGGUGGCAUCAGUGACCGGAGGAGACUCUGCGGCCCACCCAGAGGCGUCUCCCGAGGGCUCUGAACCUCCCCCGACGCAAGAGCUGGAGCAAGCACAGCCUUUGGGGACCUCGACGCCGCCAGAGUGCAAAGUCCUGCUCACACAGGCUGAUGCCUUGGCAUCCGGGGGGCGCCUUCGGGAAGCCCUCGAGGUGUACCGACAGCUCUCCGAGAGGCAGCAGCUAGUGGCUGAGCAGCUGGAGCAGCUGGUGCGCUGCCUGGCUGAGAGCGUCCCGCAAAAGGAGCCGGUGGCGCCAGCUCCCUCGGAUGAGAGCAGCACCCCAACCUGCUGCAAGGUGGCCGUGGAAGAAGCAGGGGAGGCUGCAGCCGUGGCCCCCGAGGUAUGGGAUGGCUUUAAGUGCCGGAAGUGUCACGGAUUUCUCUCAGACCCCGUGUCCUUGUGGUGCGGCCACACCUUUUGUAAACUGUGCCUGGAACGUGGGCGGGCCGCCGAUCGGCGCUGCGCGCUGUGCGGGGUCAAGCUCUCGGCUCUCAUGGUGCCCAGUGGGAGGGCACGCGGGACACGACGGGCUGGGCCGCCGGCGCCAAUGCAACUGCGAGUCAACGUGGUACUCAGCGGCCUUCUGGGCAAGUUGUUCCCCGGCCCGGCGCGGGCGUCGCAACUCCGGCACGAGGGCAACCGGCUGUAUCGUGAGCACCAGGUGGAGGCAGCUCUGCUCAAAUACAACGAGGCAGUUAGGCUGGCUCCAAAUGACCAUUUGCUUUACAGCAAUCGGUCUCAAAUUUAUUUCACCUUGGAGUCUCAUGAGGACGCACUGCAUGAUGCAGAAAUAGCAUGUAAACUUCGGCCAAUGGGUUUUAAGGCACACUUCAGAAAAGCACAAGCUUUAGCCACCCUAGGCAAGGUGGAGGAAGCACUCAGAGAAUUUCUCUACUGUGUGUCCCUUGAUGGAAAGAACAAGAAAGCCAGAACCGAAGCUCAAAGGCUUCUCUUUAGUUUCUUUUCACCAUCAGUCCCGGGGGAUUCUCAGGAACAUUCUCCCGAUAUCCUGAAGCUGUUGGCACCUCACCCUAGAUUAAAGGAACACGUAGAGUCAAUGGCUACUGAAGGCACCAGUCAUAAUCUACCAAAGUUGUCACAGGAAAAUCCAGAGCUUCCGCAUUGUUCUAGUCAGGAGGAAGCAGCAGCUGGGGGAGAAAGCAGCAGCAUGGAGAAGUCAGCUCAAGUAAAGGUGGGGAGUCGAGAAGACAAUGCGAGAGGUCAGGAAGAAGAGGAGGAGCAGGAUGCUGCCUCCAUCAGGACCGGCAAAUGCCAGGAAAAGAAAAGGAACCGCUGCCAAAUUGAUGAAAUUCAAGAAGACAUGGACGUGCCUAAUAAAGUUUCCAAACAAGAUCUUCCUGCUGAUCAGGUAGCCAAACCAGAUCUCAGUAAUCCGCUUGCAUCUUUUGAUGCGUCUGACCUUGAAUGCUCACUGUGUAUGAGAUUAUUCUAUGAGCCAGUCACAACACCUUGUGGGCACACCUUUUGCUUGAAAUGUCUUGAGAGAUGCCUAGAUCAUAAUGCAAAGUGUCCACUGUGCAAAGACGUUCUUUUACAGUGCUUGCCAUCAAGAAAGUAUAGCAAAAAUGUAAUAAUGGAAGAACUAAUAGCUAAAUUCCUGCCAGAAGAAUUCAAGGAACGAAGGAGGCUUUAUGAAGAGGAAAUGGAAGAACUUUCUAACUUAAAUAAGAAUGUGCCUAUUUUCGUGUGUACUAUGGCCUAUCCCACUGUUCCUUGUCCCCUGCACAUCUUUGAGCCUUGUUACCGCCUAAUGAUUCGGAGAUGUAUUGAGACAGGCACAAAACAGUUUGGGAUGUGCCUUGGAGAUCCUGUCAAAGGGUUUGCAGAAUAUGGCUGCAUCUUAGAGAUCAGAAAUGUCCAAUUCUUUGCUGAUGGCCGAUCAGUGGUUGACAGUAUAGGCAAAAGACGCUUCAAGGUGCUGCAUCAGGGCCAGAGGGAUGGCUAUAACACAGCUGACAUAGAAUAUAUUGAAGAUCAAAAGGUUCAGGGAGAAGAUUGUGCUGAACUCAUGGGGUUACAUAACUGUGUGUAUGAGCAAGCAUCCUCAUGGUUUCAUUCACUCAAAACAUCUCUGAAGACUCGGAUACUUAAUCAUUUCGGUCCAAUGCCAGAGAAAGAUGAAGAUCCCCAGGUUAAUCCGAAUGGCCCAGCCUGGUGCUGGUGGACAUUAGCGGUUCUUCCCCUGGAAAGCAGAGCUCAGCUCCCCUUCCUAGCAAUGAGGUCCUUAAAGGAUAGACUCAAUGGUAUUCGGCGAAUCCUGGCCUUUAUAUCCAGAAACCAAAAUUAGGGGGAGCAGACUGUGGCAGAGGCAUUUCCACCCUCUCCACUGCUCCAGGGUGAUGUUCUUGUAAAUAUGUCUAAUUGCAAUAACACCUUAACAGAAAAGAGUAUAUCCUAGAGAGAUGGUACUCUGCUUUUUGACCACACAGAACUGAGUAGGAAGACCAAAAGGAGGGGAGCUGAUUGACUUUCUGUCUUCAAAUGCUUUUUGACACAAACAGCCAGAGGUGUGGAAGAGUCCAGAAAAAGUUGUUUAGCAUCAUUUUUUCUGAAAGUCGAGCAUGACUUAUCUGCCAUAGCUGAGUGACUGUGUGGUUGAACUGUGAAGCAGAGACACAGAUGUCACUGCACCCAUCCACUGACAUGACGUCCCAUUUCAAAUGGUUCAGGUUUUAUAGAGCAUUGUGUAAAAUAAUGUUCAUACUUCUUUCUGUUUUAAUAAUUUAUUUUUUGCACUACUGUAUCCUUUUUCUACAUGUACGUUUGUAACUAUUUAAGUGUACAUUACUGAAAAGUCCAUUGCUUUAUUUAUUGACAUGGUUGACUCUGUAUGUAGGGUAUGUAGGGGAAUAACAGUACUAAAUACGUGCAAUGUUUUUUCUUUAAUUUUUGUUGAAUUAAUCCCAAUUCUUGGGCCAUUUUUAUAUAGUUCAUGUCUAUCCUAGUGGACUAAGUUCCAAAUAAUUUCAGAAGGAUUCUAAGGUAAUUUAUCUUCACAGAUUCCACUCUUUCCGUUUGAAUUAGGCGAUAGAAAAUACCUAAUUGAUUUGGUAUAAGUUGUGACAUGUGCAAGAGUAAGGUAAAAGAAUUCAUUUUCUGUGUGUAAUACAGAAGAAGGCCGAAAGAAUUAUUCAAGAAUGGAGAGAUGAUUUAGAAGUGUCUCAUUACAAUCUAUUAGAGAUACUUUUUCAAGCAGUCUGACCAGAAGUGUAUUAAUUUCUCCCCAGUGCAGUUAAGGAUAGGAUUAAUAUUUACCUAGUUUAUCAGAGAGUGGCAUCAAGACCUGUACCAGCACCUGCUGAAGUACUCGGAGGGGGGGGCUUUUCCUUAUUAAAAGUGCAAGGAAAUCAGAUAGGUUAGAAUCCACUUUUAAAUCUCUAUAAUGGAUCCCAGAGAAUGAAUCCAUGAUUUUAUGUGAACACUGCCUUCCCUCCUGGUAACAAUGGGCCAAAGACUUCAAUACAGGGGAGAAAAGAAAGGAGAUGGGUAAGAAGGGGCAGAAGUUGUACUUCUUAGCUUGCUUAGUGUUAGUUUGAGUCCUUUGGUGUCAGAGAAACCUGGAAAACAGAGUGUGACUGUAUUAUAAUGGCAAAGAGGAAAAUCAGAACCAGGAAAAGGGAAUUAAGUGAAUUGUCACAUUUAUUUCUUAUGCAAACUACUCCCAGGCGAUUUUGGACAGCUAUGGUGUGUUACUCAAGUGUUACCCCCUCACUCUGUUCCACACUCUGUUAACAGGAGAGAGAGAGAGAGAGAGAGAGAGAGAGAGAGAGAGAGAGAGAGAGAGAGAGAGAGAGAGAGAGAGAGAGAGAGAGAGAGAGAGAGAGAGAUUCAGAUUCAGGGAUCAGUCUGGGUUCCUCUGUGACCACCGGAAACAUGAAAGAGGUGGGGCUUGUGUGUGUGAGAGGCGAUCUCCAGAGGCUGUAAAAGAGACUCACGUGAACAGAAAGCAAGCAAUAAUCUACCCUUGCUUAUGUAGGCUGUGUUGUCAGAGCAUUGCCAGCUUGGAUGUUUGGAAUAAUCUGGGCAGGUGAAGAAUGCAAGUGUAUAGAAUGGAAAUCCAGGAGUGGGUACUACCUGAGUUAGGUCUAGAGGGCUCAGAGGGCAGGAAAUGAAGAUAUUUCCCCUCUCACCUGACAGCCGACCAUAUGAUCAUGGCAGAGUUCUAGUGUUAUCAGUCAUGUUGUAGAAUAUCAUCAAUGGUCUACAGUUACAUGAAGCACUCACUGCCUUUACUUGCAGUCCUCGCUCGCAUCCACUUUAAGCUUGAUUGGGAUAAUCCAAAGCACUGAUUCUUGGAUUACAACUUGACAGUUCUCAAGUAACUCCUAUUGGGGUUAAAACUAGGAAAGUAGGACUGAGGAUACAGCUCAGUUGCUAGUGUUUACCUUACGUGCAUGGGCCACUGGGUUAUAUCUCCAGUACCAUAAAAUAUACGAAAUGUAAAGAAAAUGAAAGGAUUGGAGAACAAAUGGGUGUUACAGGUAGGGGCUAAUUCCUACACCAAGAAAAUAGUUUCCAUUGUAAUAAGGGCUAAAAGGUAAUGCUGUAUUGGGGGGAUCUAGAAUUACUGACAGAAUGGAAGCCUUAAGUUUGGCAUAACCAAGCCAUCUCUCCCUGUUUUUCAAAAGGUGUUGAGAAUUUCAACUAUACCAGAAUAAUUGGAUUACACCAUCUAUGGGCUUUGUACAUAGCUAAUGGUAUUUCUUUGUGCUGCCCCAAAUAGCAGGCUCUACAAUGAUGUGUUGAGAACCUACCAUGUACCAGGUACUAAACCGAGUGAUCUCACGCACGUGAACACAUGAAAUAACCUUUUAGACAGCAUUGUUAACCCUGUAUAUGGAUAAGAAAACAAAGGCUUAGCAAUGUUAAGGAAUAUGCCUAUGUAACAUGUUCAUCCAAUGAGUAGCCAAGCUUGAUUCUAUAAACCUAUCACGUAGAAGAACUUUCAAGAUUUUUAACAGUUGUUAUACAUGUUUUAUCCAGUAGACAUGGCAGUCAUAUUACAAAACACCCAAGAGCUCAAAAUGAGAAGUUCCAGGUGAAGUAAAAUGAAGCUGCCUAACACAGCUUUUGUUAAUCUAAGGGAAAGGAGAAGUUUGGCUUCUUAAUAAAAUCCCAUCGAUAAGAGGUACCCAAUCUGAGCACAUGGAAAUCUAGGCUGGGUUAAAUAGCACAUUCCUCUGAGCAGCCUGGAUCCAUGUUGUGGUUGUUCCCUAGCCCAUUUUUGUUUCUGUAAUGGCAGGAAGUGGGAUAGUAGGCUAUGACUUUCUUCAGGAUGCACAUGAAUGAAAAAAAUCAGUUGAACUUGCCUGUUUUUAGCACUUGCAGAUUUGAUUCUGCUUUUAAGCGCAGUGGCGAUAAAUAUAGAGAUAAAACCUAAGUCUCAGCCAGAAGGACAAGAUUCCCCCUUGUAGACAUUUUCUUGGGUUAGUCUUCCUUUCUACUGUGACAUCAUGGUUGACCCAGUCCUUUCCUUGUAGCGGUGUGUGUGUGUGUGUGUGUGUGUGUGUGUGUGUGUGUGUGUGUGUGUGUGUGAUACACUAGGUAGCAAGCAGACCUUAUGCCUUUCUGCUUUGUACCGUAGUACUGCUGCUAGCUAAAAACCAGCAAAAUGUAGAAAGUGAAAAAUGAAGAAACUACUUUUCAGUGGACAAUUUGAAGAAAGGGGUGUUUGCUCCUUGCUUAGGGGGGCAGAGAACUAUUCCAAUAGCUUGCCUUUCUGAAGGCCAACUGCUUCAAGCUCAGUGCUGCCUCCCCAGCAGAGUUGACUUAUGGCACGUGCGGUGCUGCCACUCUGCCUAUGGAGGUGACCUGGGUUCAGAUAAUCCCCUGUGACUAGCCACAGAAGCCUCAGAACUCCCAUGGCUGGGUUACUGCCAACAGGUCGUGUCCUGUUGAUGGACUACAACCUACUGAGGCCUGCAUUCCCUGUGCCAGCUCCAUUUCUAGCAUGUGAAUUUUAGCCAUAGAUUCAUUCCUUGGAUUCCCAGCUUGUUGACUGUGUGUCCAUUUCUACUCAUUGUGGGCCCAAGGAAUGAGGUUUUGAUUCUGGGUGGAAGACAGCUCUGAAAAGCAAGCAGGGCUUGGGCUUUGCUUUCUGGCGUUUCUAAUGUACAGAGAGUUGAAAGGGAAGGGAGCCACGCACAGUGUACACAUUUAAUUCCUUUUAGAAUGGUAGCUCCCACCCACUCCACUGCUUACCUACUUAAUACUCUGGAUUCUACACAUCCACGGGGAAAAUGAAGAACUGUUCGCUUAGAAGUGGGUGUUUCCAAACAUGGUAAGUUAACCUCCAGAGAGAAGUGCCUGGAACCGCCGCCAUUCCUGGUGUCCUUUAAAGCUUUGGCUUCGUGACUUUGUAGCAUUUUUUAAAAAAAACUGUUUGCAGCCACAAAUGUGAUUAACAGAAGUUUACAAAGCAACACUGUACCUUGUGCAUUAUCUUAGAAGUCCGCUGGCGUUCAUCUAUUGUUCAAGUGAUGAAGACAACUAGUGAGCUAAGAAGAAGAGCAAAUAGCUCUGUGUGGCACCAUUGACUGAUGUGAGAUAAAUGAGUCAUUCUUGUAUGCAUUUCUCUGUAACGCCAGGAUUAAAACAUCCAGCAAGCCACUCAAACAGUGGCAAGUGUGUAUGUGUGUUUGCUUUCCAUUUGUUUGUUAAGCAGCCAUUUUACUUUUGCACAAUUAUGAGUUGAAGGGAUAUUAAGAUAACGCCCCCUCCCCCACCAACGCUAUUCAACUACCUCUAUGUGCCUGGUUUCCUUUUAGGGUUCCCUUCUUCUAAAUCUGCACAAAAUAGUUUCAGCUCAUCUAUGUUGUAAUCGCAAUGUGAUAUAGAUAGUCUCUGUGAAAAUUGUUUGUUCAUUAAAUGAAAGUUUCCUGUUGUC
Mesocricetus auratus (golden hamster) is the source of this 7211-nucleotide messenger RNA. It is a transcript of the gene Lonrf3, whose product is annotated as LON peptidase N-terminal domain and ring finger 3. The record is from RefSeq and is a predicted model, not a curated record. Lineage: Eukaryota; Metazoa; Chordata; Mammalia; Rodentia; Cricetidae. The transcript is spliced from 12 exons. Gene Ontology annotation, molecular function: metal ion binding; protein binding. The coding region runs from base 171 to 2612 and encodes 813 amino acids.